UCCUCACCUUCCUUCCUCCCUUUCCUUCCCCGCCCGGAGCCAUGUCCUCCGCCGCUCGUUUCGAUUCGUCGGACCGCUCCAGCUGGUACGUGGGCCCGGUGUCCCGGGCGGAGGCGCAGACGCGGCUGCAGGGCCAGCGGCACGGCAUGUUCCUGGUGCGGGACUCGUCCACCUGCCCGGGGGACUACGUCCUGUCGGUGUCCGAGAACUCCCGCGUCUCCCACUACAUCAUCAACUCCCUGCCCAACCGCCGCUUUAAGAUCGGCGACCAGGAGUUCGAGCACCUGCCCGCGCUGCUGGAGUUCUACAAGAUCCACUACCUGGACACCACCACGCUGAUCGAGCCCGCGCCCAGGUAUCCAAGCCCACCGAUGGGAUCUGGGCCUGCCCCUGCCCUGUCCAGUGCAGAUGAAAACGCGGAGUACGUCCGGACUCUCUAUGACUUCCCUGGCAACGAUGCCGAGGAUCUUCCGUUUAAAAAGGGCGAGAUCCUGGUGAUUGUAGAGAAGCCAGAAGAACAGUGGUGGAGUGCCAGAAACAAGGAAGGUCGGAUUGGGAUGAUUCCUGUUCCUUACGUAGAAAAGGUAGUCAGAUCUUCUGUUGGCAAGCAUGGAAACAGGAAUUCCAACAGUUACGGGAUUCCAGAGCCUGCCCAUGCUUACGCUCAGCCUCAGACCGCAACUCCCCUUCCCUCAGUAUCCAGCACGCCUGGAGCAGUGAUCAGCCCUCUGCCAUCCACACAGAAUGGACCAGUCUAUGCCAAAGCUAUCCAAAAGAGAGUACCCUGUGCUUAUGACAAGACUGCGCUGGCAUUAGAGGUUGGAGAUAUUGUGAAGGUCACAAGGAUGAAUAUAAACGGUCAGUGGGAAGGAGAAGUCAACGGUCGAAAAGGGCUCUUCCCCUUCACACAUGUCAAAAUAUUUGACCCUCAAAACCCAGAUGAGAACGAGUGACUCCCUCUGCCCGAUUUACACUGCUGCUUCAUUUUCCUGGCUAUCAUUAGCAUUGUUUGAGGUGGGAAGAUGACUUAAUGGCACAUUGCUAGCAUUGCCCAUUUUCCAGCUUGCUGCAGUUUGACAGUUCUGUUACUAUACAUUUGGAAUACGUACAACUGAAGUCACUGCCUGACCUUCAGACCGUAGUUGCGUCAUCCAGAAUUUAGUUUCACUUCUAAAACUUUAUUGGGCCUUAAGCUGGAGAAGACUGAACCGGAAUAUAGCAGAGAGGUCUGGGAAAAAACCUUUCCCAUUGAGACUUCUGUGGACUUUUUCUGGUUUGCUCUGUAGGAAGAGCCCUAAUCUUAGGUCAAACAUGCAACUUGUCUGUUACUGUCCAACAAAAAGCAACAACAAAAAUGCAAUUUUAGAACUGAAGAAGUUUUAGUUUUGAAGCAACCUGUCCUAAGGUAGUACAUUUUAAAUGAUGGUUUCUGUAAAGGACAAUAAUUGGAGCUUAUGUAUUCUAGGCAGUUGUAUUAGACACUGCUCUUUUCUGUUACUCUUAAGCUUGUUGUUGACCUUCCUGAAACAGUGUGUGUUAAAUGCAAAUAACCAUUGAUUGAGGUGCAUCGAACCUGAUGCAUUUAUUUAUAAGGAAACCUAGGAGGGGUUGAUACUUGUAACUUGGUUUUGACAUAUUUAAUGCAUUUCUGUUGAUUUUUGCAAGUACUAACUGUAGAAAGUGAGCUUUAAGGGGAAACACUUUGGCCUGGUCUGCAUACUGCUCUUAUGCAGUGUUGAAAGUGUGGUUUUACUAAUACAGAAGUGCUUGUCAUCAAGCUGUUACUUGGUAGAUAGGUCAGAUUGCCAUGAGAGGCAGGAGUGGGACAGCAGAACUUGGUAAAUCCUGAUAAAAUCCUCUUAUUUAAACAUUUAAAGACCUUUUAUAUCCAUUUCUCUGCAGGCUCCCUGCUCUCUCCAAAGUUUCCUAGCCAUGCCAGCCCCAGCUCAUAAAGCUCCUUUUCAAACACAUUACCUGUUUACCAGAUGUCUGGAUUGCUGUGCUUCUCUGCCAGAGCUGCUUUCAUCUUCUUUUUCCCCUCCAUUCCUUUUCCUUGCUUGUAUCCCAAGUCCUCUGCAUGCUGCCAUCUUUUUUUUUACCCUUCCUAAGGCAUUGGCUGUGGUUUAUGUGUGACCCAGCUCCCUCCCUCUCCCGUUAUCCUCUAGAAAAUGUCAAUUGGUGCAGCUGCCUGGGUUCCCGUGUGCUGGGGCUGCAGGAGGCACAGAGGAGUGUGGUCAGUGCAGCUCCUCUCUCCUGCUGUCCCCGUCCUGUCCUGCCGGGGUGUGGCUGCAGCAGGGAGCGAGCGCCGCUCCUGCCCCGCCGUGCUGAGCCUCAGCCGGGGGCAGCACAGGAAAGCGCAGGCACAGUGCAGUCCUGGGCCACCUUCUUCAAGUGCGUGCUGUAGGUGAACUGGAAUGCUCUUUUCAAAAUGAUGGAAUGCUGAAUUAACAGGAUACAUGUCUGCAAAGAUACAGCUACAAAACUUCCCUUUUCAGACAGCCUGGGUAAGGCAGAUGUCCAGUGUGGAAGCUGGCAGGAAAACAGCAGCUCCCAUUUUUCAACUUCGGAAGGCUCUUGGUUGUAGCAAAACAAGAAACUUCAAACACCUGCAGAAUGUCAUCAGAUCUUACAAAUGUCUAAUGAUAUAACCAUUGUCUUAAGUUCCAGCAUGUUUUCUUGUUGAUUUGUGUUGCUUGAUCCUAAUAAAAGCACGUUGUUAGUAGUUCAUGUGGGAGUGCCAUGAGAUCCUGAGUUGGAAGGCACUGAAGAACUGCAGAAAUGGCAUUCUCAAGCAGACAUUCAAAAUGCCAGGUUUUAAAGAAGUCUCUCUGUUCAUCUAUUAACUGUUUUCUGUCGUAUUGAUCAAGUGGCUGACAGUCUGGAAGUUCUUGUACAGCAUUUUACUACCAAAUUAACUGUGAAGUAGAGUAGCAUUGACUGAAGUGUUUGGUGCUGUAAUUCUUGACAAUAGGCAUUGACAUUUUGUUUUGCAAAGAAAAGCUAUGCAGUUCUCUUAACUAAAGAAGGUCAUGCUUUUCCUGUGCCCCAACAAUACCUGCACAUUUACUACACAGAUUGUACUACUGAAAGUCAUCUUCUGAAUACAAACUGCACUAACUCAGUCUGCUGCAGAGAAAUCUUAUUUCAGUCCUGACCUAGUUACAGGCAGCUCUUCAGAAGACUGAUUGUAGAAUUCUUCCUUUGCGUGGUAAAUAAAUACUGUGACAUUUGAGAUCUUGAACAUAACUUUUAACCUGUUUUUUUUUACUGAAAUAAACAUCUUGACUCAUCCCCUCAUUGAAUAAUGUCUACGCUUUGAACACAAACGUUGUUUUAGGUUUAAUUAUGUUCCAAUACUGCAGAAAAGCAAAGUAUUUUACCUUCAAAACUAUGCAAAAUUUGUGUGUAGUGGUAUCUGAUGCCAAGACGAGAAUUCUGGAGUUUCUGUGAACCUGGUUUUAGGCGGUGAAUGAGCAGUGUUUCUCCAAGUAGCAGUGAUGUGGUUCAGGUAUGUAAAAUGUGGCUUCAAUGUAGCACACUGACCAGCCUAAGCUGAUUGUAACCUUGCUUCAAAACGUGUCUUGGCUAUUUUACUAUGAGACAAGUAUUUUCAUAUAAAGACUGCUGCCCACUGGCAUUGGAUCAGUGUGUGUUUCUCUUUGAAGGACUCUGGAUUCUCAGUCGCUUGUCGCUUGCUUACACGUGUGCUGUCGUUUUAUGAAACCUCUUGAAUCUGAGUGAUAAUCUAUCAAUGUAAAUGUUCUUGGGCGUGUAAGGUAACCUGACACGAAGCAUGAGAGCCUACAAGUGAUGGCUUCAAUCUAUGCACCAUUAAAGUUGUCCUUGCUUUGGAACUAGGAGCUGGGGUAAUGACCUGGUGCCACAGUCAACGAUCACGAAAGGCUUGGCUUCCUCCUGCUGUGUACAUGUGUAUAUAGACAUUGAAGCCUCUGACCAGUCUGAAAGUUUAAAUGAAAACUGUUUUAAUCAGUGUCCAUCACUGGAUAAGCGCUUAUUUAAUUCAUGAUUGUUUACAAAUUGGGAAAGAAUAAACAAAAGGGAAUAUCCUGUUUGGGUUGAGGCUCUGAAGAGCCUGAGUGUUAUUUUUGUAAAGGGAAAAACAGCAUUCUUUGUGCCAUUUCAUGUGCCUGUAAUUUUUUAUAUUGUAUUAACAUCCUGGGAAUGAGUGGGCUGCCUUUGUUUUCUAGUCCAGUUUUCAAGCAUUUUCCUUGAUACCUGCAUUUGAAAGCGUGACCUGCCUAAAAGACUGCCUUUUGGGACCAGUGAAAGUGUUCCUGUAUAGUUGUCAUUUUCUGUUUAUUUGUGUUAAAGUGUAUUUUGGGACAAGGAUACAAUUAUCACAGUGGGAAAGGUGGCCUUGUAUUUGAGACAGUCUUCACUGUGUAAACUUUUAAACACAAUAUGUAAUUUAAAGACCAUGAUCUUCAGGCAAUAAUAUUAAGUGUAAGCUUUUAAAAUUUAUUUUGGGGAUCAUAGCUUGUUUUAUUUUUUGUGCUAUAAGAUUAACAGUAUUAAAUGAAUUAUAUUCUUAGAAGAUACGGAGUGUCUUUUCUUAAGAUUAGUGCCUUUUUAAUUUCUUACUCCACUUAAUUCAUAGAACUGGUCCCAACAUCAAGCCACUGUGUUUUUUCCCCAAUGCCCUGUUUGUACAGUAUAAAUAAAACUUGCCUCAACUUACA
Prinia subflava (tawny-flanked prinia) is the source of this 4700-nucleotide messenger RNA. RefSeq names its product CRK like proto-oncogene, adaptor protein (gene CRKL). The transcript is spliced from 3 exons. Bases 42 to 953 code for a protein of 303 amino acids. Gene Ontology annotation, biological process: positive regulation of ERK1 and ERK2 cascade; signal transduction; cell migration. Gene Ontology annotation, molecular function: signaling adaptor activity; receptor tyrosine kinase binding. The record is from RefSeq and is a predicted model, not a curated record. NCBI's taxonomy places the organism in Eukaryota, Metazoa, Chordata, Aves, Passeriformes, Cisticolidae.